AUGCUGGAGUGCGUCGUCGAGUCGGUUUAUGUGCGGUACAGGCGUAAAGGCCUGGGCGGCUGGUCGCCUGUUCCGGACAAACACGGCCACGAGGAAGACCAAGACAUGCUGAUAACAGAUUCACCAAUGAAGUCGAAAUGCAUGCCGAAGCAGGAUGCGCUGGAGGUUUUCGAAGAGCGGAGCCCCAGCAGGCCGAGCAGCCCUUCUUCGGACCGGCAGAACGGGGCGGUGAAGCUCUUCGUCGGGCAGAUUCCGAGGCACCUGAACGAAGAACACCUCAGGCCCAUGUUCGAAGAGUUCGGCCCGAUUUACGAGUUCGCCGUGCUCAAGGACAAGUUCACAGGGAUGCACAAAGGUCAGUGA
Cimex lectularius (bed bug) is the source of this 363-nucleotide messenger RNA. RefSeq names its product CUGBP Elav-like family member 5. The record is from RefSeq and is a predicted model, not a curated record. Lineage: Eukaryota; Metazoa; Arthropoda; Insecta; Hemiptera; Cimicidae. The transcript has a single exon. Gene Ontology annotation, molecular function: RNA binding. The coding region runs from base 1 to 363 and encodes 120 amino acids.